GAAAGCUGAUCAAACUGCUCAUGCUCCAAACCUGGGAGCAGCUGGCUUGCUGAAACUUUGAGGGCUUUAUUUUUUAAUUAAAAAUAAAAAAGAUCAUCAAAUAUCCCACGUUUGAUCAUUUCAAACUUCCUGAAAAGUAGAAGCUAUGAUUGGUGGAGUGAAACAGGAGAGAUGCGAAGAAUGGCCGUCUUUUUACAUGAACCAGGCUUAUCGUGGAGCAGACGGUAUGAGAUUAAGCAGUGGGCCAUAUUCUUCUCCAGAACAUUCCUUUCAUGUCUUCAGUCUCCCAAGAGAACCAAUGUCUAGAGAAGACACAGAAAGGAUUGAGAGUCCACCAGAUGUCAUGGCCCAACAGCGAUGUCCUGAAACAGAUCAUAAUAGACUGGAGCACCCUGACCUGAAAUCAGUGUACCGGAGAAGCUUCAACCACACCAAGCCUCCAUAUUCCUACAUCUCAUUGAUUUACAUGGCUAUCCAGCAGUCAUCAUCCAAGAAGCUCACCCUGAAUGAGAUCUAUGACUGGAUCCGCCAGCUCUUCCCUUAUUACCGGCAAAAUCAACAGCGCUGGCAAAACUCAAUACGCCACUCCCUUUCAUUCAACGACUGUUUCGUGCGAGUCCCAAGGUCCCCAGAUUCUCCCGGGAAAGGAUCCUUCUGGACCCUGCACCCUGACUCUGGCAACAUGUUUGAAAAUGGCUGCUACAUGCGCCGACAAAAGCGUUUCCGGUGCCAGAGUGCAACAUCACCAUCCACAACUAAAAAUGGUUCAAAGAAAACAGACAGGGAAGUAGCAAAGGAUGAAGGCAAGAAAAAGACAUCAGAGGUUAAAUUGAGAGCCUUAUCGUCUCUCUCCCCACCUCAGCCUUCUAAACCUCUUAUGCCAACAGUGUUGUCAUCAGUCAUGGAUUGCCCUCCCAUGUCACCUUCACAUAUCCCACCUCAGCAACAUACCACAAACUCACUGACUCCCUUUCCUCCAUCCUCAGAACCUUCUGCACACCUAACAAAUUUAUCUUGCCCCACCAUGUCAACACUUCAGCCAACUGACUCCUGCCCGUUGGAACCUUACGUUCAUGGAGAACCCUUUUUCCACCAGCCUCUUUCUGUGCCACCAAUUAUGGACUUUCAGUGCUAUGAGCCUCCUGUGAGUUACCCUCUUUAUUACCCACCAUCAAGCUCCAACAUUCAUCAGUAUAAUCCAUAUCUGACAAGUAAAGAGGAAUCAUCAUAUGCAGGAGACUCAGUGUGCUACUCUGGACUCAGCAUGUGCCCACUGCCAGUUUUAAGCUCCUCCUGAAGCACUAGUUUACCCAUUUGUUUUUGAUCUACUAAAGUGCUACUUAUGUGUUUUUGAACUUUUAAGAAAUACUGUAUAUAAAUUAAAAUUUUAGAUAAUAAACCUGCCCUCAAAUGCAAACAUGUUUGUCAUAGUUAUAAUUUACAGGACUCAUUAGCCAGUUGCUAGGUUUCCUCAUAAAUAAAGUUCUUGAAAUUGUAUUAAAUGCUGUCAUGAAGCAGAUAUUACUGAAGUGUUUGUGGUUGCAUUUGAUGUUCUAGACGUCAAACAAACAUUCCCAUAGAUUUUGGGUUUAGCAUUGUUUUGUAGCAAUCACACGUGGCCAUAGAUUUUGAUGGGACAAAAUGAAAUUAAUAACAUAACAUAGCCUCAAACAAGCAGAAUAACAUUAUGUUUAUAAGAUAACAUAAAUAAUAUGGCCUCAAACUAAUUCAGAAGUCAUCACAAUUGACUUAUGCAAUAUGUCAUUCUCUCACCACUCUCUAAUUUUUCCAAUUAAGUGUCAACAACGUAAAUUCAUCCAGCAUGAGCAUGAAGCAGAGAAAAUCCUGCCCCAGUAGACCUCUACUAAAACUUUUAAGUCCAAUACUGACUCUAUAGGACUAAGUAAUGCCAACACUUUUCCAAUAAAUGCAAGCAAAUCAAAACAGUAUCAGUUUAUAUCUGUCAAAUAGAUCAUUUUAGUGAGUUUUUCCUUGCCACUGCCGCCUCAGGUUUGCUCACUAGAAAUAAAAU
Messenger RNA from Hemibagrus wyckioides, 2032 nucleotides. It is a transcript of the gene foxa, whose product is annotated as forkhead box A sequence. Gene Ontology annotation, biological process: cell differentiation; regulation of transcription by RNA polymerase II; anatomical structure morphogenesis. The coding region runs from base 146 to 1297 and encodes 383 amino acids. Gene Ontology annotation, molecular function: DNA-binding transcription factor activity, RNA polymerase II-specific; RNA polymerase II cis-regulatory region sequence-specific DNA binding. NCBI's taxonomy places the organism in Eukaryota, Metazoa, Chordata, Actinopteri, Siluriformes, Bagridae. The transcript has 2 exons. The record is from RefSeq and is a predicted model, not a curated record.